Helianthus annuus (common sunflower) is the source of this 2025-nucleotide messenger RNA. RefSeq names its product RAN GTPase-activating protein 1. The coding region runs from base 200 to 1831 and encodes 543 amino acids. Gene Ontology annotation, molecular function: protein binding; GTPase activator activity. The record is from RefSeq and is a predicted model, not a curated record. NCBI's taxonomy places the organism in Eukaryota, Viridiplantae, Streptophyta, Magnoliopsida, Asterales, Asteraceae. The transcript is spliced from 2 exons.
AGAAUUGAGAGGGAAAUAAUAUUCAGUGGUGGUUUCAAUUUCAAAAUCAGGGCAAACAGAGUAUUAUUUUUAUUAUAUAAAUUAAAACCCCAGCCCAUACCCCACUCCGUGCACGCCUCCCUUAUCAGUUAUCAUAACCCUCUGCCACUCUCGCCGUCCGAUCUCCGUCGUCUCAACCCCCGUCCGCCGAUUCUUUGACAUGGAUUCAACUGCACAAAACCGCUUGCACUCGAUUAAGUUGUGGCCUCCAAGCCAAGGAACGAGGCAAAUACUUGUGGAACGCAUAACCAAAAACCUCACCACUCCAUCCAUUUUAUCCAGAAAGUAUGGUCUUUUAAGCAAGGAAGAAGCUGAAGAAGAUGCUAAGAGAAUCGAAGCUGCAGCCUUUGAAACAGCAAACCAACACUUUGAAAAAGAGCCAGAUGGUGACGGUGGUUCUGCUGUUCAACUUUACGCUAAAGAAUCAAGUACGCUAAUGGUGGAGGCUGUAAAAAGAGGUCCCAGAGUAAAAGAAGAACAACAAGAAAUUACAAUUGAACCGAUUACACCAGGAACCAAAAAAAUCGUUUUCGACAUUUCUAAAGGGAAAAGAGCUUUCAUUGAAGCUGAUGAAGCUAAAGAGCUGUUAAAACCGCUACAAGAACCUGGAAACAACUAUACGAAGAUAUGUUUUAGCAACAGAAGCUUCGGGUUGGAUGCAGCGCGUAUUGCAGCUCCUAUUUUGGUCUCUCUAAAGGGUCAACUCACAGAAGUUGACUUAUCGGAUUUUGUUGCUGGUAGGCCUGAAGAAGAGGCCCUGGAAGUUAUGAAAAUGUUCUCAGCAGCCCUUGAAGGUUUCGACUUGCGGUAUUUGGACAUUUCAGAUAACGCAUUGGGUGAAAAAGGAGUUAGGGCGUUUAGUGAGCUUCUAAGUUCACAAAGUAACCUCGAGGAGUUGUAUUUAAAGAAUGAUGGUAUCUCAGAAGAAGCCGCAAAGGCGGUGGUUGAGUUGAUUCCGUCCACACAGAAGCUAAAAAUCCUUCAUUUUCAUAAUAAUAUGACCGGCGAUGAAGGCGCGAUUGCAAUUUCCCAACUUUUGAAAAAAUCCCCGAUCUUGGAGGAUUUUAGGUGUUCGUCGACUCGGGUUGGUUCUGAAGGGGGAAUUGCUUUAUCAGAAGCACUCGCCACAUGUACCGGUUUGAAGAAACUCGAUCUUCGUGAUAAUAUAUUCGGUGUAGAAGCCGGGAUUGCUUUGAGUAAAACCAUUUCUUUACUCACUAAUCUGACUGAGAUUUACCUCAGUUACUUAAACUUGGAAAACGAAGGAAGUUUAGCCAUUGUUAACACUCUCAAAGAUUCCGCGAAGUUUCUUGAAGUUUUCGAAUUGGCGGGAAACGACAUUACCGCAGAAGCAGCUUCUGCUCUGGCUGAAUUUAUCGUUGCGAGAAAAGAGUCGCUAGUUAAGAUUCUUUUGUCAGAGAAUGAAUUGAAGGAUGACGGUGUUAUAACAAUUGCUAAGGCCCUUGAAGAAGACUUUCCACGGUUGACUGAAGUUGACUUGAGCACUAACAUGAUUAGAAGGGCUGGAGCUCGGGUUCUGGCUCAGGCUGUUGUAGGUAAACCCGGGUUUAAGGUGCUGAACAUUAACGGUAAUUACAUAUCUGAUGAAGGUGUUGAAGACGUGAAAGAGAUUUUUAAGAAUUCACCUGAUUUGCUUGGACCGUUGGAUGAUAAUGACCCUGAAGGAGAGGAGUACGAUGAUGAGGACGAGGACGAGGACGCUGACGAGGAUGGUGACGGUGAUGAGUUGGGAUCCAAACUCAAGGAGCUUGAAAUUAAGCAGGAAGAAUAGAGGUCACAUUUUAGGUAUGACCUUUUAUCUAGUUUACAUUUCUUAUGAUUUAACGUAUUUAGAAGACAAUCAUGAAUCCUUUUUUUAGGUUAAGGUAAGGGAUGUAUGACUUGUUUUGUAUUGGCAUUUGGAUUUACUUAUGUUUCCGGCACCUGAUUGUGCUUUUUUAAUUCUAGUUAUCUUUAUUAAUCUGA